AAGUGUCUGGGUACACUUUUCGACCAUUUUACCUCUAGGCUUCUUUGAAGAAGGGGUGAUCGUUUUUGGAGGAAAAAAUGGACAACGGAGCUUCCAACACCAUGACCAUGUUCACAACGCUUCUCACAGCGGCCAUCACCUACUACAACUACCCCGACAUCGAUCCUAACCAAAGGGCGACUAAUCACCCCAUCUGGGCUCUACAGGAAGAAUAUGAUUUCAUAAUAAUAGGCGCUGGAUCUGCAGGAAGCGUUUUGGCAAACAGGCUUUCAGAAAUAUCUGGGUGGACCGUUCUAUUGGUUGAAGCAGGUGGAGACGAGACAGUCAUCUCUGACACUCCUCUUUUAAAUUACAACCUUUGGUUUACCGACAUGGACUGGAAUUACACGACCAUUCCUCAACAGAACGCUUGCGGAGUGACAAAUGGUACGUGUAUAUGGCCCAGAGGGAGGGUCAUAGGAGGUUCAAGCGUCGUCAAUGAUUUUGUCUUCGCAAGAGGAAAUCGUUGGGACUAUAACAAUUGGGCAGAUAUGGGAAACACUGGGUGGUCUUUUGAAGAUGUGCUUCCUUAUUUUCUAAAAUCCGAGAAUAACAAGGACCCGAACACAAUGGAAUCACCUUUUCACUCUCGUGACGGAAUGGUCUCAGUAGACAGAAGUCCAUUUUUAACCCCAUUGGCCCAAUCAUUCAUUAACGCAGGAGGAGAGAUGGGCUUUCCAUACAACGAUGUAAAUGGCGAGAGGCAAAUCGGAUUUAUGAUCGCCCAAGGUACAAUCAUAAACGGAACAAGAUGUAGUACAGGCAAGGCGUACCUGAGACCGGCUAGGAGGAGGAGAAAUCUCGUCGUCGCCAUGAGAGCACAUGCAACAAAGAUCAACAUCGAUCCACAAACCAAAACAGCAACUGGAAUCACUUUCAUCAAGGAUGGCCAAUACAUGACAGUGAAUGCAACAAAGGAAGUCAUAGUUUCAGCAGGAACUAUCAACAGCCCACAACUGCUCAUGCUAUCAGGAAUCGGACCCGCAGAACACCUGCAAGAACUAGGAAUAACAAUAAUUCAAAAUUUGCGAGUCGGUGAUAAUUUGCAUGAUCAUGUCGGUGUACCAGUAAUGUUUGAUGUACAGAACAAUGUUACUAUUAAUUGGAGAUCUACUUAUGAGAAUUUUUCAGCAAUUUUAGAUUAUGCUAAGAACAGAAAAGGCCCGUUAACAACACUACUCGGUGUUGAGUGCGUGGCGUUUAUUAAUUUGAACGACUCAAAUUUCAAUGGAGUACCAGAUGUUGAAUUCUUAUUCUCCACUUAUGUCCCAACAAAUCGUGAUGGACAACAAUUCGUGCUUCUUUCUUUUUUCCUCCAUCCAGAGAGCAGAGGCACGAUCAGACUCCGGGAUACAAAUCCUACCUCGAUGCCUUUGAUAGACCCAAGAUAUCUCACAUCGCAGACUGACAUCCAAGCCGGAAUAGAAAUGCUUCAAAUAGUCUACCGACUGGCACAGACGAAAUCGCUGCAACAAUUCAGGACACAAUUCAACUCAUCGGUUUACCCGCUGUGCUCCAAUCAUACUAACAGUCCAAAUGAAUUUUCAUUAUGCUUGUUAAUGCAGUAUUCUGUAACGAUAUACCAUCCGGUCGGCACGUGCAAAAUGGGCCCGUCAUCCGACCCCACGGCUGUGGUCAAUCCUAAACUGCAAGUCUACGGAGUCAACAAUCUGAGGGUCAUUGACGCCUCGGUAAUACCUGUAAUCACAUCUGCCAAUAUAAAUAGUCCUACAAUUAUGAUCGCAGAAAGAACAGCUGAUAUUAUAAAACAAGAUCAUGGCCAAUUACCAAACGGGCAAUAGUAAAAUCCAGGAUUCGUUUAUAUUUAUUAUGAUCAACUGCCAACAUAAAAAAUUUCAA
Cimex lectularius (bed bug) is the source of this 1899-nucleotide messenger RNA. RefSeq names its product glucose dehydrogenase [FAD, quinone]-like. The transcript has 3 exons. Lineage: Eukaryota; Metazoa; Arthropoda; Insecta; Hemiptera; Cimicidae. The record is from RefSeq and is a predicted model, not a curated record. The coding region runs from base 78 to 1841 and encodes 587 amino acids. Gene Ontology annotation, molecular function: oxidoreductase activity, acting on CH-OH group of donors; flavin adenine dinucleotide binding.